This is a messenger RNA of Limanda limanda (common dab), 1024 nucleotides long. It is a transcript of the gene rbis, whose product is annotated as ribosomal biogenesis factor. The coding region runs from base 64 to 360 and encodes 98 amino acids. The record is from RefSeq and is a predicted model, not a curated record. Gene Ontology annotation, biological process: ribosome biogenesis. NCBI's taxonomy places the organism in Eukaryota, Metazoa, Chordata, Actinopteri, Pleuronectiformes, Pleuronectidae. The transcript has 4 exons. Gene Ontology annotation, cellular component: nucleolus.
CACAUUGCGGAAACGCGUGUUGCACAUGAGGAUAAAAACACAAACUGUUCACGAGCAGGAAACAUGGGGAAGAAUAAAUUAAAAGGGUCGAAACAGAAGAACGUGUUUCGAGUGGUGAAGAAACAGCCGAAGAACAAGAACAAAACCAAACCCGUCACCACGACACUCAAACACAUCAAUGCGGUGAAAAACAAGAAGGUGGAGACUCUCGAUCAGAUGUUCACAGAAGUCCAGGGGGACGUUCAGAGUGUUUCCAAGUCUGUCGCUCCCAAACCGAAGAAACAAACACAGGUCGUCAGGGAACCGCCCAAGGAAUCUGUGAAUGUGGACAAUGCUGCUCAGCUUUUCUCUCAGCUGUAACGCACCCGGAGUGAAAAGAACUGUGAUGAAUUACAUUCAUGAAAGAGUUGAACCGCUUCUCUUUGCUCAUUUUAUCAGUUUUUGAAGUCCGGUCUCAGAGGAGCCGCUGGUUUACUUCCAGUGAAAUUGGACUUUUCAGGCCAAGACACAGACUCUGCAGAUGAGUCUGAAAAGAGAGGAGGUGUAGUUUGUUUAAAACGUGUCUUUAAUUUAAUCAUCCUGUGCUUUCUGUGCAAAGAAAUCACUUAACGAGUCUGAGCCUCAUCAUUAGUGAUACUGUGUCGGAAAUAUAGGAUUUUGUUUUCUUUUCAUCGACUUAAUGUUCUUGUAGAGAUAUCUUCUUUAUUACUGCUGCAGUUAAUGAUAAUUUUCUGGAUUGAUUCAUGACUUGUUUUUUUUUUAAAUGAUCCGAAAAUAAUGAAAUAACUGCUCAAAAUAAAAUCCCAGAGCCCAGAUGGAUUAUCGUCAAACUGUCUUUUUUGUAGGUCAGCGGUCCAAAACUAAAUAAAUAUUCCCCUAACUGUCAAAUAUCAGAACAUAAGAAAAAAGAUGGAAUUAGUGAAUGAUAUGAUUCAUCGGUUUUCUGCUGACUAAUGUUGAUGUGUUUUGUCUCCAUCAGACAGUGUUGACAUGUUUGCCAUCAUAUUAAAUCCUUUACCAUGUG